GACUGCCUCGAGGUGGUGUGCUUGUGGCGGCACAGGCAGCACCCUGAGCAACGGCGAGGAGCGGUCCGCUCCGCACCGGCGGGCGAGAAGCUUCGCACAACCUCAAAAGGAGGUGCGCCGUGCCUCCCUCUCACGACGAUCCGCACACCUCCUCCAAGCCCCUCUCCGCCAUGCAGCUCACCGCCGCCGCCCUUCUCGCCGCCCUCUCGCUCGUGUCGGCGUCGCCGCUGGCCAAGCGCGACGUCAGCGUGCCGUUCCAGGGCAAGACGUUCGUCAACAAGGGCCUCGUCGGCUUCGGCCGUGUCUCGAGCGAGCUGCGCGACUCGUUCGGCGAGACGCUCGGCGGCCUCGGCAGCGCCAUUGCGCUCGAGUCCUUCUCCACCGACGCCGCCGGCAAGGCGACGUUCAGCCUGCUCAUGCAGCCCGACCGCGGCCACAACACGCAGGUGACGACGGACUACCGGGCGCGCCACCACCGCUUCACGGGCACCUUCGACGCUGCCGCCACGGGCCCGGCCGAGAACGUGGCGCUCACGUACAAGAACACGCAGCUCUACCGCAUCGCCGACCCCAAGUUCGGCCUCAACUUCACCACGGGCCUCGACCCGACGGGCUCGCGUGCGCCGCUGCUCCAGCGCAACAUCCUGCUGCCCAUCGCGGCGCCGAACAACCACGUGUCGUUCGACCCCGAGGGCCUCGCCAUUGACCGCCGCGGCUUCUACUACGUCUCGGACGAGUACGGCGCCAACGUCUACGUCGUCGAGCAGCGCACGGGCCUGGUCGUCAGCACGAUCACGCCUCCCGCUGCGGUGAUCCCGCUCAUCGGCGGCAAGGCCAACUUCACCAGCGAGACGGUGCCGGACAGCGGCCGCGCGCCGAACCAGGGUCUCGAGGGUCUGACUCUCGACCAGUCCAAGGGCGGCCUGCUCUGGGGCCUCAUGCAGUCGGCCCUCGUGCAGGACAGCACCAAGUCGUCCAAGGAGACGAACCGCUACGCCCGCCUCUUCGGCUGGGACGUCUCGAACCCGCUGCGCGCCCGUCUCGUGCACGAGUACGUCGUGCCGCUGCCGCAGAGCAAGAAGCUGCGCACGCGCGCCUCGAGCGAGCUGCACAUCGUCGACGGCAACACGUUCCUCGUGCUGGCGCGCGACGGCAACGGCUUUGGCGACACCAGCUCGGACUCGAGCUACAAGCAGGCCGACCUGAUCAGCACCGUCGGCGCCACCGACAUUGCCGGCUCCAAGUACGACCAGCCGCAGAACCCCGUCGCACCCGGCGGUGUGCUCGACGCCAGCGUCACGCCCACGGCGUACCAGUCCUUCGUCGACCUCGUCAACAAGAAGGAGCUUGCCAAGUUCGGCCUGCAGACUGGCGGCGCCUUUGACCGCACGCUCAUCGCCUCGAAGCUCGAGUCGCUGGCGCUCGCCAAGCUGCCCAACUCGGACGACGCGCUGCUCUUCGUCGUCUCCGACUCGGACUUCAUCACCAAGAACGGCUUCCAGGCCGCCGAGCAGAAGCGCGGCCAGUACGUCGUCGCUCCCUACUCCGACCCGUACGCCGAGCAGUACGGCAACGCCGACACGCAGGUCUUCAUCUACCGCGUCACGCUCCCCGGCUACAGCCAGCCCAGCGUCAAGAAGUAGACGGUGAACCGCCGUCCUGUCACCGCCGCCCGCCCCACGUCAUCUUCUCUGCCCGCUCGCUUCGCUGUAUGCCUCGUGUGCCAUAGAUUGCU
Tilletiopsis washingtonensis is the source of this 1735-nucleotide messenger RNA. RefSeq lists its product as hypothetical. The record is from RefSeq and is a predicted model, not a curated record. The transcript is spliced from 5 exons. The coding region runs from base 171 to 1643 and encodes 490 amino acids. NCBI's taxonomy places the organism in Eukaryota, Fungi, Basidiomycota, Exobasidiomycetes, Entylomatales.